UGAUUGCAACAAUGAAAUUCUUAGAAAAAAGGGGGAGGGGAAAGGUGGGGGGAUUAACGGUUUGCCAUGUCAAAAAAUUUAUGCGAUCAGUCCUCCUCCAUCGAACGAUCUGCACGACAAAAACGGUACUCCGCUCCUCCAUCGUUCGAACAACACGCAAUGUAUUCCGUCAAAGGAAGCAGCGCACCGUACAAUGGCGAAAAACAAAAGAAGGAAUGUAACGCUAUUUCGGUGGAGCGUCGCGCGGUGCGCUUACUGAGCAGACGUUACACUCUGACGGCUACGAGUUACAAAUUUCUGGAAAUUGGAAUCAACGUUGGUCCACCGAGCUACGUGGAGAUCGCUCUGGGAGAUCAUCGGGGACAGGAAUUGAUACUGUCUCUCGAAACGUGGAAGGGACUCUACGAGCAGCGAUGGAAUAUCUAUAAAUUGUUGCUAAACGAUUACAAAGACAAUUUUAUAAGCGUCGGACCGUUAACCGUCAGAAUUUGUCUGAUGAACAACGUUACACUCGUACGUCUUGAAUCUUUGAACGUACGCGUAACGAUGAUCGAAUCGACGUUACGUCGAAUGUUUGCUCUGAACGAAUGUAUCGAUGUGACGUUCGAUCGACUCGUUAGAUUCGUCGAUACGAUCGAUACCAAGUAUACGCGAUUCUCCAACAUCGCGUCUGUUGUAACAGAUCCCGAGGAGAUAUUGACAGACAAUGAAACGCAAUUACGCUCCGAAAAGCUGCAGCGGAAAGUUUGGGAAUCCGACAAAAAUUCACGUCGGCAUAUACAUUACAGUGCAAUCCUGGAGCGCACUAAUCGCACGGUGAAGACAAUGAUUACACAAUACAUCGAUAAAAAUUAUCGCCGAUGGGACAAGCAUAUAAGCGAAUUGGAAUUCGCCUAUAAUAUCGUCGUACACGAGAUAUACGUCGCCACGGGAUAUACGCUGGCCUAUUUGAAUCACGGCCGAGAACUCACUACGCCGACCGCCACUGGAUCCGACCGGACAAUCGCUGCUGCACAUCUCGAGAUGACGACCGAGAACCGCCACCUUCAAGAAGCAUAUAAGAUAGUGCAAAUAAAUCUAGCGAGGGCCUUCCAAUGA
Molecule: messenger RNA, 1098 nt
Organism: Pogonomyrmex barbatus (red harvester ant)
Lineage: Eukaryota; Metazoa; Arthropoda; Insecta; Hymenoptera; Formicidae
Source: RefSeq, a predicted model, not a curated record